This is a messenger RNA of Hyalella azteca, 6874 nucleotides long. RefSeq lists its product as uncharacterized. NCBI's taxonomy places the organism in Eukaryota, Metazoa, Arthropoda, Malacostraca, Amphipoda, Hyalellidae. The transcript is spliced from 3 exons. The record is from RefSeq and is a predicted model, not a curated record. The coding region runs from base 1388 to 2848 and encodes 486 amino acids.
UAUAUCCUCUUGAAUUUUUAUUUACUCUACAAAGGGGGUUGAAUAUUAAUUAAAUCAGUGAUCAUAUUAUACUGAUUAUUUUGCUAAUCUAGCAUCCCCCGAUUUAUAAACAUCCAUAAUUUUUAAUUGAAUCUCUUACCUAGGUGCGUAUUUUUUGCUCGACUGGAUAAAUUAGAGUGAUCAUUGUUACCGAUACUUCACAGAUCAUUUGAUUUAACUAAUAAUUGCAGCAAUCAGUUGAAUUUGUUCAGCCAGUCAGCCGUUGCGGCGGGAGUGCUGGCUUAUUUCCAGUUCCUUGUUCUAUUCCAGCAGUUGGCCGACAGUCCACAUUUGGACGUGGAUAAGAGUGGUGCUGCCGUUGCCCGAUCGGAGUUCACUUGCCCUUCAGGUGUUCAUAAGAAGGCUCAGUAAUUUUCCCAUGGAUUUCUCGUGUAUAAUUCGUAACUGGGAGUGAUGUUAUAAAGUUUUUACUGUGAAAAAUAUUUAAUUACAUUUAUUUUGUGAUCCAACGAAAAUAUUUUUUACUCCCUUUUGGUUGGUGUGUGAGUUGUUUCGGUUCAAUACUUCUCGGUGGCCAAGUAUUUGUCGACCUGUGAAGGCCUACAGCUAACAGCUUGAGUCAGAUCGUUCAAUUUCAAGUUAUUAAUCUGUGUGAAUAUUCUGUAUGAUAAUAAAAGUUGGAGGUUGUGUGGAAAACGUGUUUUUUUACUUGCGUUUAACAUAGAGAAACAUAGAUCGUCCUGCCCGUGACCUGCAGUGGCCCUGCUUGAUCUGCCAUGCUUCCAUAUUAGACUCGUCUCCCCUGAUAAUGAGGAGGAUAACAUCACUCCAGGAUCCCCUCACCCCAACAAACAUCGCAACCCUCGACCGCAACGCCUCCCCUUUUUGCCCCUUCUUCCCUCGCACUGUCAGCCACCUCCUCUCAGGGGCUGACGUGUGUAUCCACCUGGGCUAUUCUUAGCACGAAUCCCAUCAGUCUCUUUAAUCCCCAUCGUUAACGCGUUACUCUUUCUUUCCCGCGUCUUUGUACCAACCGUUUUUUCCCCAAUAAUUGUUAUAGCAAACGUGGAGUAUCGUGAGUCCGAGGCAGUACUUGACGUGCCAAUUCCUGACAUGUGGUUUGUAAAGCUCACGUUGCGCCGAAUGACUUUACUCCUGGAUUGGUUCUUGUCGACUUAAUUUAGCGACCCCAUAAUGACCGGGUCAAAAGAGGUUUUUGAAAUUAUUAAAUUUUAAAUUUUCAAAUUAUUACAUUGAAUUGAAUUAUCGUCCACGUCACCACAUAUUUGCUAAGUCGCCACUCCCUUGCAAUCCCUCUUCUCUCUUCACUUCCCCUCACUAUGAGGGUUGGUCUCAUCAAAGCUCAAGUGAACGCAGGCUCGCAAGAAUGUCACUAAUGCUCGGAGGCCACUCCUGGUGGGGGCCUGGAGGAACAGGAGGAGGCGGCAGCUCCGGCAAAAGCGCCGUGCAGCUCCUCCAGGAGAGCAAAUCACAGUACGUCAAGAGUGACCAGGUACUUGGGUCAUCCCAGCGUCCUGCAAGGCCUGACCGUUUCCACAUUUCUUCUAAUCCAAACAUCUUCCUCCAUGCGUCCGCACAUACGCUCCAUGCGACGCGGCUCUCGCCAGAUCCUCUUCGUCGGUUACCGGCCCCUGAAGAGGCCAAAGCUGUGUCACCUCCAAAAACCAUAGCAACUCUCACGCCCUCCGCUCUAGCGGAACAUACCAAUAAGAGCUUCUCGGCAGCGCCGGUACGAAUACAACGUGGGGCUCCUCGACCGCGAGCUAAAACGCAACCCAUCAGUGACCCGUUUUUGCGGGGUGGUGACCUUCGACGAUCCCUUUCCCAUGGUCCUGCAGACCGAGGGGUAACAGGGGGCGAAGAUAUUCAAAUGAAACUCAGGAAACUUUUGGACGUGGGAUCCAAGGAGAAACUUUGCCAAGAAUCGCUUUUUACCGAUAAAGUAAGUCCUUUAACAAAGACCGAAGUCACUUGUGGCACAGGCACAUUCAGGGCCGAGCCCGCUAAAGUCACUGUCCACAAAUCCUUGCCCGACUUAUGGCGAACAUCCGUGUCGACUGUGGACAGUGAAUCGGACGUGGAUGGCGCUUUGCCGGACAAAAGAAGACCGUCAUGCCCCAGUGCCAUCUCAAUAAAUAAAGAAGCCAUUUUAAAUACGAAGUUUAAAUCCAAUGUUCCUGCUCAACCCCCUCCAGUUCCUCCCAGAAAGUUUCGUGAUGUAAUCAGACCCUUACCAAAGCUUCCAAAGGAACCUCCCGAAGUCCCAAAAAGGCCGACAGUCCGAAUUUCACCUCCCCAAAUCCCUCCUAGAUUACGGCCGACAUCAGGUGCUGAAAUUAAAAAAGCAGACGGAGUCUUGGCGCCUUCUGCCGAAGGAAAUGGACGCCGAUCAUCGGACAGUGACGUUUCUGUUGCAGGAGGAAGCGAUGAAAUGCGGCGUCGCCCGAUCCUUCGGUCCAAAUCGGAUAUCACUCACGAAAGGUGCGUUUUUGGAGGGAAGGACGAGGUGGAUGGUAGCCCCCUGCCUAGUUUAAGCGGAGAGGAUUUGGAAGAAUUUUUUGAAAGCAUGGGUAUGGAUGAAGACACUUUCGCGGAAAUCAUGAAGCCUCAAGAAGCCUCCCCGACGGAAUAUUUUGACGAAAAAUCGUCUGAAGAUUCAAUACCGCAUCGUUGUAGCUCAGACGACGAAGGACAGCCGCAACCCGCCAUCAUCAGGCCCGGGGAGCCUUCCAUCAUUGAGAAAAAUGCUAGGAUAAUCAAAUGGCUUUUUACCUGUCAGAGAGCGCAGGGAAGUCUUGCUCAACGACCUACGACGAAAUCAUCUUAAAUGAUAUCUACGACAGUCUUUCUUACCUGCUACUUUUCUUCUUUAUGAAGAUGCAUGUGUAGUCUUUCUUCGUGUACUCUGUCGAUAUUUUAAAAUAUAUGUUCCUUUUGGUCUCUCUGCUUUAAAAUUCGUUUCUUAAUUUUAAGAAUCUGUUGCUUAUCAUAAGUUAUGUUAUUAAAGUGAGGAGAUGAAAUGUUGGAAGUGAUCAAGCUCGCAUCGUUUCAUGUUGAGGUUUGCAGUCAUUAGAGAAUAUAUAACGAUUGUCGUAUGUUGUUACGUAACGUUCAAUGAUGGCUGAUCACUCAUUGACACUCCUAUCCUUGUUAGUUGAACGUACUAAUUUUACGAAUACAUCUCAGCCUAAAUUGCCAUUUAUGUGUAUAUUUUUGCGUAGUUUUCGCCCUCUGUUGGCAAUGAAAAAUAUGCUGGUCUAAAUAGUAUAUUAGUAUGAAGCCUGGCCAUUUUUAAUUAUAAAUUUUUACUUGCCUCCUGCUGCUGAGUUUAAGAUGAAGAGGCGACCCUAGAAUCAACGAACGUUUUUGGCAUUGAUCAGCACGACACUUGAGACUGACUUGCAAAUUUCAGGAACUGCGACUCGAAUUGCGCAUCCAAAGAUAAUCAUUUAAAGGUUCAUACGGGUUUCCUGGCGUAUUUUGUUUCUGAAUCCACUGUGUUUGUGAAGUAAUGAUGAUUUUAAAAUGUAGAUGUGCUAAUAAUUUCUUCAGGAUUAGUGAUUUUUAUUUGCCCCUUGAAAUUCGUUAAUUAAAUGCCUCGGGCACGGAUCUGCUGAAUUGAUCGGUUCAAACAUAAUAUUAUAUUUUGUCGAUUUGAAAAAUAGAUUAAUCAAUUUCGUAGCUAUGCGCACAAGUUUGACGCUGGAUUGGUGCAGUUUAUGUUCGUUUUUAAUACGCUGAGGAUAUAGUUGAUUUUAAUCCACUUGAGCUAGUGCACGCUCAUUUACAAGAACUUAUGAGCAAUUUUCCUCUCAGUUCUACGACGAGUCUCAAUCUUUGCAGUUUCAGGGAGUUUUUCUCGUUUCAGUCAUAAAUUUACAGAAACGUAAAUCACUAUGUGUCAUUUAAUAUUUAUUCACUUACAGGAACUCUACGCACCUCUCUUCAUAGAACGUUAUGUCUUACAGCUAGUGCAUGCCUGCACAGAAAAUACGGUAUACGUAUUAUUUCCCGAGCGCACUUCUCACGCAGUCCCCCGCGUAUAGGCAACGUAGUGAGCAGUCGAGUGAGUAUAUUCGUAGUGUCUGUAGCUUGUUACAUUUGGCCCCCAGUGGCUGGAACUAAAGAGUAGUUUUCUUUAAAGCCAAAGAGUGAAGAAGAUGGGUUAAAUUUAGUGUAAAUUUGGGAAAAUGGUUAAUUUUGGUUUAAAAAUACAUUGAAUUGAAACGGGUAUUUUAAUUUAGCUCCAGGAGCAUCCGAUUGAACUUCCCUCCACGUUUCAUAACCGUAUCUGCAUACUAAAUUUGUAGCCGAAUCAAUUUAAUAACUUCGUCUCAUAACCAGCUUUCUAAUGCUACUCGUUCAAUCGAGUGUACCGUACACGAAAGAGUAAUGCCAUUUCUUUGAAGUAUUAUUUCCUUGGGUACUAUAAUGUGAGCCGUCAAAACACGAAUGGUCUAUGGGAAAAUUGACGCUCAAGCGAACUGUAUCGGUUGAAUUAAUUCUUCGGUUGUUGUUGUUCAAGGACUAUUAUAAAUAUACCCAACAUAAUUGUUGAGCACUUUCACUCUAUUCUCGUCGCACUCAGUUCCUAAUGAACCCUAUAGAAAUGCACGAUGUUAAAAGUGUCAAAGUUUGUUCGCGUAUAAAUGGUUUUCAUUACUUUUAGACGCACCAGUGCAGGCUAUAGAUAGGUACCUUUAUCUAUAGAGGCCGCUAGCCUGGAGCGGCUUGAGUAAAGGUGAUCAAGAUAAACUUGAACGACCGAGUUCAGUUUGCAGGAGCGCAUUGUGAUUACCGCCCCUUGUUUUGGGGUCGUCCGAGUCCCUAUCAGCGUAAACCAGAAGCAGGAUGUGCCACUUCCUCUGGUCUUAUUUAAAAGCCUGGUGAGCUAACGCAGUUUUUGGGCUAGUAAAUUAGGCUUUAAAAUUAGAGGAAACUGCGGCUAGUGUGUCCAGUCUUGCGGCCUCGCGUGUGCUGUUGCUGCUGCUCUGACAUGUCCAGUGGAGCGCGUGGAUCAAUUGGACACGUUCCAAACUCGUCGUGGACAAUAAUAUGUCAUUUGGCUGAUAUUGUUACAGAACGAAGUUUCAUUGUUACGGAUUGUUGAUUAUUUAUGGUGGCGCUCUAUCCGAGGAAACGGAUUUUAAUGGAAAAUAUAUGCCUUUGCUAAAGGCCAAGAAUUAUGGAUUAUAUAAAGUGAACGAAAAAGUUUGAGCAUAAUUUAGGUUUGAAGAAAUAAAAUUUUUAAGAUACCGUUGCAUUUUUCCCGAUAAGCUCUUUUAUCUUUAUUAGCUGGAAUAUUCAUUGCACCGCGGCGUGCCCUGGGGCCAGAACCACGUACCAGUGUUAAUUUAAUAUUUUUCAGGAGGUGCGUGUAUCGACACUAUCACUGUACACGCAUUGACAGUUGCUUAUAUUAUGACAUCGCGUUCUUCGCCAGCUCAUGAAUUAAUCUCUGCUGCAACGUAUUUUUAAAAUUUAUUUUAGCCUGCAUUUAUUUAAAGUAUUUUUUGCAUUUGUUUGCAUUUCUUAGUAAAAUUCAUACUACAUGCCACCUCUCCAUGAUAAUUAGGUAUUCGUUAUUGAGGCUCAGAGAAGGGCUCUAAUUACUUACUGUGUAGCGCUAGUCCUAGAGUUUAGUAGCGUUAAGGUCUUUGUGUAUUUUAGUUAAUUUUCCCAGUGAUUUUAUAGAUAUUCACGUUAUUGCUGUUCGUUUUUAAAAGGUUUAGCAAUAAAUUGUCAGAAUAUUAUGGUCGAUUUAUUAUUGAAAUGCUAGUGGCAGAGUCUUGGAACAAGCUUGGAGUGUUAUAGGUUUUUUUUAUAUAAUAACCUUUUUGUGCAUAAGGAAAGGGUGACGCAGCUCCUGCCCAGUUGUGUAUCAAAAUUACAUAGUUCAAUUAAGGUUUCAUUGAAUUGCUCCAUGAAAUAGGUUUGUGCUUUUCUGAAUUAUCUGAAUUAUUAAUUUCAUUUCUGUGAAUCUCUCAAUUCAAAUUAGUGUUUGUUUGUUUUUUUUUUGCCUUAAGACUCGUAUUCUAAAAAGGAAUUUCUUGCAUAAAAAGCGACAUCUACUUUGUACUUUUUUUUAAUUUUCCUUUGAUUUUUAUGUUGAUGGUUCAGCCCUGCGAUCUACAAACAUUCUUUUCAAGUGAAAAUGUUUCUGAGCAUCGAUUUCUUCCAGUCACCAUUGUGCACUUCAAUUGUUAUGUCUCGCCUUUAUUGAUGUUUUUAUAUUCUUGAUAAUGUCUGUUUUUAUUGCAAACUGUGUGCUUGUAAGAAUAUCUGACCAUUGAUGUAUAUCUCCCUAUUCCGACCUUGGUGAAAUUUUUCAACGUGUCCGCUUGCAUUAUAGUCACUGCACCCAACGGGUUGACAAAAAUUUUUUUAUUUUAUUCAUUUACCAAUCUGAUCUUAUUGGGUCGUAAACUUGCGUUAUAUUUUAUUUUAUGUUCAGCCAGAUCUGUCAUUACAGUCGUAUAUUUCCAACCACUAUCAACUGUUAAAUCAAUUGAAUUACAAAGAGCGUCCUAGACAGUGAGAACCGUUGAUGUACCAUUUGGGAGAACGUGGUUCCUUUUUGGUUCGAUGUAGAACCUAAAUAAACCAGUCAUUGUUAUUAGAGAUGAGUAUUGAGUGUAAAUCGUUUGUUGUCGAGAUCGCUGGAUAUCGUUUAAUCGAAUGAGAAAGUCAAGUUAAGAGUAUUUUGAUGUUGUUUGGCUUUAGGAAGACUCGACAGGAGUUGAACUAGUGUUUGAGCUUUAUAAACUAGCGUAGAAUCGGUUGAUUCUGUAUCGAUGUUAUCUCGUGUGGUGUUCGUGUCUUUAUACUUCAUAUUACAAUUGAGAACAUUAAG